UCUUACCGACAUUCGCAUGGCUUGUGAAUGCAACACCGGGGACAUCACUGCCUGUAGAAGGAGCUCUUCAGUCUUACCUAAUCCAAAACCAAACGUACACAAACAUGGCGAUAACACAAACAGGCAGGAUGCCGUCCUCUCUUCGGUGUUCGUUGUAUAUAUUAGUCCUCGGGGUUGCUGGAAUCAAUCCGUCGACUCUUCGUCUUCACCCGGAGCAGCGCUACAUGCUGCCUCAAAACAGAGGAUUCUGCACAAUAGAAGCAAGUGAGGAUUUCCCGGACGGAGAUGGAGGAGGCGCCGCGGCUCCAGCGCUGCCUCUGGCCGACCGUAGUGGCUCUGAAGGCGGGUCGGACUCCGGUACCUACCCGCAGCAUCGAAGACGCCGGAGCACUGGUGAAUCGACCAUGCCGAAGGUGUACGGGCAGGCCAACCUGAAUGACUCUCAUAACCAGAUGGUGGUCCACUGGGCUGGAGAGAAGAGCAAUGUCAUUGUAGCCUUGGCCCGAGACAGCGCUGGAGCCACCGGGCCCAGGACCAGCUCUGUCUAUGUGUCCUAUGAUUACGGGACCACUUUCAUGCUUGUCUCAGACAAGUUCCAGCUUUCAGGGGCCAGGUUCAAGGAAGGAAGCAAGCAGGUCAUCUCCCAGUUCUACCACAGCCCUGCAGACAAUCGGAGGUACCUUUUUGUAGACUCCACCAACAACUACCUGUGGAACACCUUUGACUUCUGUAAGAGCAUCCAGGGCUUCUCGCUGCCCUUCAAACCAUCAGACCUGCUGCUCCACAGCAGAAGAUCCAACCUAGUACUGGGUUAUGACAGCUCUCACCCAAACAAACAGCUGUGGAAAUCAGAUGAUUUUGGUGAGACAUGGGUGUUGAUCCAGGAGCAUGUGAAGACGUACUUUUGGGGUGUGGAACCCUAUGACUCCCCAACCACAGUGCUGGUCCAGAGACACGAGCCCCAGGGGGUCUCCACUGUUCUCAGCAGCACAGACUUCUUCCAGAGUGAACAGAACCACAGAGUGAUCCUGGAGCAGGUGGACAGCUUCCAGAUCCGAGACAAGUACAUGUUCGCCACCACCACACGGAAACUGUUUGGCAGCCAUGAACCUUCAUCUGUUCAGCUCUGGGUUUCCUACAACCGCCAGCCGAUGAAAGCUGCCCAAUUUAUGACUCGCCAUCCAAUCACAGAGUACUACAUAGCAGAUGCAUCUGAGGACCAAGUGUUUGUGUGUGUGAACCACCUAAACAACGUCACAAACCUCUACAUCUCAGACACACAGGGCCUGUCCUUCUCUCUGUCACUGGAGAAUGUGCUAUAUUACAGUCCUGAGGGCUCUGGCAGCAACACACUCAUCAGGUAUUUCGCCAGUGAGCCUUUUGCAGACGUGCACCGCGUGGAGGGGCUGCGAGGCGUCUUCAUUGCCACGCUCAUCAAUGGCUCGGUAAGCGAGGACAACAUGCGAUCCGUCAUCACUUUUGACAAGGGAGGGACAUGGGAGCUGCUUCAGCCCCCUGCUGCCGACAGCCUGGGAGGAACUGUGGACUGCCAGCUCAGUAAAGGUUGCUCUCUUCACCUGGCCCAGCGCUGGAGCCAGCUCUUCAACAUCCAGCUGAGGAGGAUGCCCAUUUUAUCCAAGGACUCUGCACCCGGGGUCAUCAUGGCCACAGGAUCUGUGGGCAGGAACUUAGCCAGCAAACCUAAUGUGUAUGUAUCUAGCAGUGCUGGAGCCCGCUGGAGAGAGGCACUGGCAGGCCCUCAUUUCUACACAUGGGGUGACCAUGGUGGUAUCCUGAUGGCUAUCGCACAAGGAGGCGCCACCACACAUCUUAAGUUCAGCACCAAUGAAGGUGAGACAUGGACCGACUUUAAGUUCUCAGACAAAGAGGUGUAUGUUUACCAGCUACUGACAGAGCCGGGGGAGAAGAGCACCAUCUUCACCAUCUUCGGCUCCUACGCCAACCAGAGACACAGCUGGCUCAUCCUUCAGGUCAACACCUCCGACGUUCUGGGUGUGCCAUGUUCAGAGGCUGACUACAAACGCUGGUCUCCAUCAGAUGAUCAUGGUAAUGAGUGUCUGUUGGGCAGAGAGAUAACAUUUAAGAGGCGAGCUCCUCACGCUACGUGUUUUAAUGGAGAGGACUUCGACCGGCCCGUCACCAUCUCUAACUGCUCCUGCACACGCCAGGACUAUGAAUGUGACUAUGGCUUCAAGCUGAGUGAAGACCUGUCUCUGCAGGUGUGUGUGCCUGACCCUGAGUUCUUAGGUGACCUCUAUGCUCCUCCAGUUCCAUGUCCAGUUGGUACCACCUACCGCCGCAGCAAAGGCUACAGGAAGGUACCAGGGGACAGCUGUAGUGGUGGAGAUGUGGAGUCUAGGCUGGAUGGAGAGAUGCUACCUUGUCCUGUCGGAGAAAGUAACGAGUUCAUCCUAUAUGCUGUGAGAAACUCCAUCCAUCGGUACGACCUGGCCACGGGCACGGACCAGGCCCUGCCUCUGGCCGGCCUCAGGGAGGCUGUGGCUCUGGACUUUGACUAUGACAAGAACUGCCUGUACUGGGCUGACAUCUCACUGGACACCAUACAGCGUCUGUGUCUGAAUGGCAGUACAGGUCAGGAGGUCGUAGUGAGGAAAGACCUCCAGAACGUGGAGGCCCUGACAUUUGAUCCCAUCAGUAGACUGCUCUACUGGGUUGACGCUGGAGCACAGAAGAUUGAGGUUUCUAAUGCUGAUGGAGACUUGCGCCACACUCUGCUCAACUCUUCUAUCCUGGAACAUCCCCGCGCUCUGGUUCUGCUUCCUGGAGAGAGUCUGAUGUUCUGGACUGACUGGGGAGACCGAGCAGCCGGUGUUUACCGGAGCUACAUGGAUGGAACCAAUGUGUCCCGCAUUGUGUCAGAUGGUGUCCGCUGGCCCAACGGGAUCACAGCUGAUGACCGCUGGCUGUAUUGGACAGAGGCCUACAGUGACCGCAUUGAGAGGGCCGACUUCACUGGGCGCGAGCGGAGCGUUCUCAUGGAGGGACUGCCCCACCCGUACGCCAUUGCUGUCUUCAAGAAUGACCUGUACUGGGACGACUGGUCCAGAAUGGGGAUCUUCAAAGCUCCAAAAGCUGGUUCCCAGAACAACGAACUGAUUGUUGGCAGACUAACUGGAGUCAUGGACCUCAAGAUCUUCUAUAAAGGAAAGAAUCGAGGCCAUAAUGCCUGUGCCGACCAGCCCUGCAGCCUACUGUGUCUGCCUCAGCCCGGCCAUCAACACACCUGUGUCUGCCCAGAUGGAACUCCAAUUGUAACCAUGCCCAACGGUGAGCUGCAGUGCCAGUGUCCCACUAGCUACCGGCUCCAAAACAACACCUGCGUCAAGACUGAGCACAGCUGUUUGCCCAACCAGUACCGGUGCACCAAUGGCCGCUGCAUCAGUAGCAUCUGGAAGUGUGACAGCGACAAUGACUGUGGAGACAUGAGUGAUGAACAGGAGUGUCCCACUACAACCUGUGACCCGUCCAACCAGUUUCGCUGCGUGGCCUCAGGUUCCUGCAUCCCCCUUGCCUUCAAAUGUGACCAUGAAGACGACUGUGGAGACAACAGUGAUGAAGAGCACUGUGAGUCUCACCAGUGUGGCCCUGGGGAGUUCACAUGUGCACGCGGCGUUUGUAUCCGUGAGGCGUGGAGGUGUGAUGGAGACAAUGACUGCAGAGACUGGUCAGACGAGGCCAACUGCACAGUGGGCCACCAUACAUGUGAGGCCAGUAGCUUCCAGUGUCACACAGGUCACUGUAUACCACAGCGCUGGAUGUGUGACGGUGAUGACGACUGUCAGGAUGACUCAGAUGAAGACCCUCGAUACUGUGAGGGAACUCGUUGUAAAGGCUUCCUCUGCUCCAAUGACACCUGCCUUCCAGCCACCGUCCACUGCAACGGCAUCCGGGAGUGUCCAGACGGCGCUGAUGAGCACAACUGUGACCCCCUGUGCACUCGCUACAUGGAGUUUGUAUGUAAGAACCGAGCCCAGUGUCUGUUUCAGUCCCUGGUUUGUGAUGGGAUCAAACACUGUGAAGACGGAUCUGAUGAGGACGCCGAGUAUGCAGGAUGUGCCACACCGUCUGAAUUUGGCAAAGUGUGUGAUGCCUACACCUUCCAGUGUGGCAACGGAGUGUGCGUGAGCCUGGAGUGGAAGUGUGACGGCAUGGACGACUGCGGGGAUUACUCUGAUGAAGCCAACUGUGCUGCUCCCACUGAGGUUCCCGGCUGCUCUAGGUAUUUCCAGUAUGAGUGCAGGAAUGGACGCUGUAUUCCCACGUGGUGGAAGUGUGACGGGGAGAACGACUGUGGGGACUGGUCUGACGAGGCCCAGUGUACAGGUGGUGUUACUCCUCACACUGUGGCCCCUGGUCCCUCUACCUGCGCCCCCAACCGGUUCCACUGUGGCUCUGGAGCCUGUAUCAUCAAUACCUGGGUGUGUGAUGGCUACGCUGACUGUCCUGAUGGCAGCGAUGAGCUGGGAUGCCCCACAGUUAAUGGCUCUGUGACGCUGGCUCCAGUGCCCACCCAGGCCCCUCCUCCGCCACCCUCCCCUGGCCGUUGCAGUCGGGGUCAGUUCCUGUGUCGCCGACCCCCCCACUGCAUCCCCGACUGGCAGCACUGCGAUGGACGACCCCACUGCCAGGACGCCUCGGAUGAAGCUCACUGCCCCACCCGUGGGCCUCUGUUCUGUGUGAACGGGACUCGCUGUUCUGAUGGUGAAGCCUGCGUGCUGGACAGUGAGAGGUGUGACGGCUUUCUGGACUGCUCCGACCACAGCGACGAGGACAACUGCACCUUGGACAGCCUGGCCUAUAAAGUCCAGAACCUCCAGUGGACACCAGACGUUUUGGGUACCAUUACUCUGACCUGGUCCCGUCCCAAAAACCUUCCCCUGGACUCCUGCUACUUCAUCAUCUACUACAGACUAGUGGGCAUGCAGCAGUGGACCAUCAUGGACACUCACAGCAACAAGACCAGCUACAAACUGACCGUGCUUAAACCAGACACCACCUAUCAUGUAAAGGUGCUCACUCAGUGUCUCAGUAAGCUGCACAAGACCAACGAGGUGAUCACAGUCAGGACACCAGAAGGAGUGCCUGACCCUCCCAGGAACCUGCAGCUUUCUUGUGAUAACGGUGAGGAUGGGACGGUGGAGGUCUCCUGGAGUCCUCCCGACAAAGGACACGGCCUCAUCAGGGAAUACAUUGUUGAAUACAGUGAGCGUGGAGGUCUUGAUUGGACAUCACAGAGAUGCACCACAACAAAUAUUGAGGUUAAGGAGCUGCAGCCAGAGACUCUGUACAGGUUCAGGGUGGCAGCAGUGACUAGUCGAGGUGUGGGGAACUGGACGGAGGUUAAAUCCAUCACUCCUAAGAAAGCUCUGCCUCCUCCCUCUGUGAUUGCCGACAGCAUCACCACUGACUCCAUGAGUCUUUCAUUCAGCCUAAACUCCCAGUACGAUGUGAAACAGUACAUCGUGAUUCUGUCCUGGCAGUUUGACAAACACGUCAAGGAGAGCAAGAACUACACAGUCAGAGAGGGGAUUCUCAAAGCUACAAACCUGACAGCAGGAACAGUGUAUGAGGUGGCUGUAUGGGUUCACACCAGUAUAGGAGACAGUCCCACUGCCCUCUCCCAUCAUCAGACUACCGGCACGCAGCCAGAAAGACCCGUCCUCAAGGCCAGGGCCCUCAACCAGACAGCUGUGGACUGCAGUUGGACCAUCAGAGGACCCCCUGCACAGACAUAUGGUGUGUUUUACGCCACCUCCUUCCUGGAUCUGUACCGGAGACCUCGCAUGGUCCGCACGACUUCUCUCAGCCUCACAGUCACAGUGGACAGUGAUGAACAGUAUCUCUUCCUGGUGCGUGCGGUCUCUCCCUUCCUGGGUCCUCCCUCUGACUACACUGUGGUGAAAAUGAUUCCCAAUGCGAGGCUGCCGCCAAGGAACCUCCACCGUGUGCGAGUGGACAAAACGCAGGCCACGCUGAAAUGGCAGCCGCCUUAUGACGCCCCAAACACACCUCUGACAUAUGCAAUCCACGUGCGGGACGUGAUCCGUAAAAUAGAGCGGGAUUACAAGCUGACCACACAGAACAACACAGUGGAGUACCUGCUGAAAGGCCUGGAGCCCGGAGGACGAUACAGCAUUUCUGUCCGCCUGCGCAACAUGAGCAAGGAGGCCAGCUUCUCUCUAAGCACAGUUCCUCUUCCAGCUCCUGAGGCCCUAAAGAUCUUGACAGAGAAAGACCACGUGUUCCUCUUCUGGAAGAGUCUGGCUGUCAGAGAGAAAGGCUUCAAUGAGAGCAGGGGGUAUGAAGUACAUGUGCAUGACAGUGUGACCAACCAGACGUCCUACCUGGGAAACACAACGGAGACCUACUUCCGCAUCAGCAGCCUGCUGGUGGGACACAACUACACUUUCUCUGUGCAGGCCCGCUGCCUGCUCAGCGGUCAGUUGUGUGGGGAACCUGCUCUACUACUCUACGACCAGCUGACAGCAGGGGCCAGCGAUGCCUCCCGCAGUGAGGGUCACUCAGGGGACAAGGCAGCAGUGGUGGUCCCCGUCCUCUUCCUGCUGCUGCUCGGAGUGUGUGGUAGCUUGGUGGCACUCUACCUCCGACACCGCCGACUGCAGAACAAUUUUACAGCCUUUGCCAACUCCCAUUACAACUCUCGCUUGGGCUCUGCCAUCUUCUCCUCUGGGGAUGAACUGGGUGAUGAUGAUGAAGAUGCUCCCAUGAUCAGUGGUUUCUCAGACGAUGUCCCCAUGGUCAUCGCGUAGCAAGACAUCCUUCCAUUACCUGUUUCUCUCUCUUCCCUUCUCCCCUUCUCUUCUUCUACCCCCACUCCCCUUUACCCCCAUCACUCCCCAUCAAUGCCGCAGUACGCCAUCGAAAAUCUGUUGAUGGGAACCCCCCCCCCCAAGGAAAACAUGAAGAAAAAUGGAAAAGUGUAAUGAGAGAAAGAGAUAUUUUUCAAAUAUACAAUGCACUUUUUUUUGGAUGCGCAAUAACUUAUUUUUUAUAAUACUAAAUAUAUAUAUAUGUAUGGGGUCAAAAAAAGACUGGGAGGAAGAGGUGGACACUGAAACAAACUGUGAAGGAUUUGAGUUUGUGAAGCGUGCCAGGGAAAGAGAGACCCUAUUUGUAAUGCAAACUCACUAUCCAUAGGAGCGGUUCAUUGCUUAAAGCCAAAAUAAGCAUCCAGAGACUGGAAUCUAGAAUGCAAAAAAUGACACAUACACACAUUGAAAACAAAACACAAAAAAAUAAAUAUUUAGAUAUAUGCUGUAUACAGAAUAUACAAAUAGAAAAUAAUAGAGCAGCAAGCGUUACAUGUUUUGCUGAUAGUACGGUGUGUACUAUAGCGGCGUAUGUAACAUUAGUGCCCAGUGUGAGAGAAUUGGAUGAGUUAACUGUGGAUCGUGUUUCAUCGUUUACAGAAUCUGAAUAGUUGUCUUUGAUCAACAGUUUGGGAAACUGUUGAUUCUUGUGAACGUAUAGAAGUCUUUGACACUCGGCUUAACCAAAAGAUUAGUGAUUGGCUUGGCCAUUGGCACCAUGUAGUGUCCCCAUAGAUACACUUUUAUUUUCCACCACCAGCACACUGUUGUACUGUAUGUAAAGGCAACACAUGUCCCUUGAGAGGAGAAUAUUCCUGUCUUUGAGGGGUAAAGUAUCCCUCAUAGCAUUGCCAAGAUCCUAAAUAUUUGUAAAUAUUGGCUUUUAAUAUGUUCUGUCCUUGUAAUGCUGUACCAUAUCAUUCUGUAAAAUGUGUAUUUUUAUUUUAUUUUUUUUAAAUCAUUCAGGACCACAAAUUAUCGUCCCCGGCAUUUUGCCAUAGCUGUAGUCGUAGAGGAAGUGUGUUUGGGGUUCUCAGGGAACUGUGUCGGAGCGGACACCAGCGCAGCACCACCACCACCACCACCACCAACACCACCAUGGCUUAGGCAGCACUGUCCAUCUACUGUUGAACAGGUGCAGAAACCUUCGAAGAGCUACUGGAUCAGCUGUGGGUGGAAUGACUGGCAGACACAGGUCAUUGUCAGUAGUUGUGAUGAGGAGUCAGGUUCAGGUUGACUGGUUUAGAGAAAUUCAUGCAAAUAUAUACGUUUCUCCGCAUACUUCCAGUAGCAUCUACUCACACAGAUUGGUUUGGUGUCAUUUGCCUGGGUUUUCAGACAUCCGUCGCUGAGAUUUCAAGAGCUGCAUCACUUUCUAAAGACAAUUUCUUGGAUAAUCCAGACUUCGCUGUAUAGUAGCUAGUUUUCUGCUAAAUAGUCCCCAUGAAAUCUUUUGUGACCAGUUACACUAAAAAAAGCCGUAUACUGGAGGCUCGGUCACAUAGUGACUACUUGCAGGGUUAUGGUGGAGCUCGAGAAAUUGGCUCACUUGCUGAGGCAUAAAAAAACAGGUGGGACAGGAAAUAGUGUGGGCAGGGUUGUAAGCAGAUACUGUGGGCUAACAACAAAAUAACAGAAUCGUAAUUCAUACAAAUGAAUCAAAUGAAACAUUUCAUUUUCGUUACCUUCUAUAAAUGUUGCGCUCACUGCACCGAGGCGGCGUCGCUUCUUCUUUGCUGCCUGUGUCCUUCAGCCAUGCAGUUAUAGAAACAUGGAUAGAAACCAAAAAGAAAACCCCAAAACAACGCACCUUUGGUUGUUUAGCUAACCUGUAACAUGCUAGCUAGCUGCUAACAGCAGCUGCUCGGGGCAGCCCGCUCGGUAACGGAGAUUAACAGCGGUAGAUUCAUCAAUUUAUCGUUGUGUUUAUAUGUCACAAAAUAGUGAGGAAUUUCAAUCUCGAGUUUGCUAAUGCUGCUGGGAUCGGGCCUUAACAGGGUUAGUUCCUGGAUGUUCUAUUCACCUCCAACUGUACUGGGUGGCAGCAGGAAUCUCAGAGACUGAUAUCUCAAAACCUGAAAAGUUGUAGGGGUGUGGGGGAAAACCUGUACCUUUUGUUAUUUGGUGAGUCCCUUUAAGGACAGAGAGACCAAUGUUUGGUCAGUACCAGUUGAUUGGACAGAGACAACACCCUGUGAGAUGAUGAUCUCUAUUAUCUCUCUGUCUCAGUAGUACAGAAUCUCACUGCUGUACGUCCCUACAUGUUUAACACAAAAACCAUUUUGGGGAAUCAUCCUCUUUGUUCUGAUCCCACCCCCUCACCUGAUUCUGCACUAUAGUCCAUUAACUGAUACUUGUGUUUUGCCUCUAAGGCUUGAGCCUUUUGAACUGCUGGUGUGCUGCUCUUAUUAACCUUGUUUUGUUUGUCAGGAUGUCUUCAUGAAUGUAUUUUAUAUAUCUAUACUGUUUAAGGUAUUGUCCCAGCUCAUUAUGCUACUGUCACCACCUGUGAAGUGAAUGCACACUCUCUGGUUUUGCCCUUGUUACAGUGAAUUUGUAAAGCACCCGUUCCGCUGUGGACUACACAGGCCUUAUGUUGUUACUCUGUAGACUGGCUUCUGAAAGCAGAUUUCAGCUGUUCCAACCUUCAAAGGCCAAAUUCUUAACCCAGAGCAGCAAACCUUUUCUUUGUCAGGUAAAGCCCAGAAAAUCCCUGCAUCACUCUUCUUUCAUCAUCUCAUUCUUCCCCAUAUCAAUAAACGCUGUCUGUACUAACAUUUAAGACUUCCUCAAGACUUAAGCUGGAUUUCAUGCAGCUCUUCGCCCCGUCGGUGACAUACUUUAUUCUGUUUCUUGGCCUUAAAAACUGAUUUUUCUGGCAUUGAUGCUGUUUUUUGCUCUGUGGAAUUUCUGGUUUUGUGUUUUGCCACAUAAUGCCUUAUUAGAACACAUUUGGUUUCUAUGUAAUGUACUUUUUGUGUGAUGGAUCACAAAUGCACAUGCAUGCAUACACAGUCUGACACACACACACACGCGCGCGCACACACACACUCUACCCAUACAUAAGGCUAAGGAGGCUGAAGAGGAGGUUCCUGUUAGGGCAUUCGGUUAACUUUGUCAGAUCACUGCUCCUUUCUGAGUCGGCUGCUGUAAGCUGCCCAUUUCCUCUGUUUUACUCAUGUAAAAAGUGUAAUUAUUGGUUCUUAUGUGAUUGUUUGCCCCUCACUUGUCUUAAUGUCAACUUUUGUCAAAUAGUUUGCUUCAAAAUGUCAUUUGGCACGGAGUUUAAUCAUGUUGGACUUGGCCAUGUUUGAAGAUGUUAAUGUCUUGCUUGCUUAUCUCAGAGGUUGCAAGAAAACGAAAUGUGUGGAGAAACAGUGUGAGGUGUUUUAAAAACCACUUAUACUGAAAUAAACUUGCUGAAAAUCAAA
Molecule: messenger RNA, 10303 nt
Organism: Xiphias gladius (swordfish)
Lineage: Eukaryota; Metazoa; Chordata; Actinopteri; Istiophoriformes; Xiphiidae
Gene: sorl1
Product: sortilin-related receptor, L(DLR class) A repeats containing
Exons: 48
Coding region: 105-6812 (2235 amino acids)
Biological process (GO): protein targeting to lysosome; post-Golgi vesicle-mediated transport; protein retention in Golgi apparatus
Cellular component (GO): membrane; Golgi apparatus
Molecular function (GO): protein binding
Source: RefSeq, a predicted model, not a curated record